AUCUCAAAGGCGCUUAACUUUCCUCCUCCCUUUCAUUGCAUCUCAUACGAAGAUUUUUAUUCUUAAAUUUCUUCGUUGUCUCUUGCAUUUCUCUCAUUCUUAUACCGUUUCUUUCUUUUUCUCUUUCCUCUUAAUCGAAUAAUACCUUUCGUGAAGAUGAACGGAUCCGAGAGACAACAAUCUGCAGACCCUGCUGGUGCGAUGACCAGCAGCGCGGAUCGUAUGGUGGGCAUGGACCACGCCGAAGUCCGUUAUUUUACUAGCUACGAUCAUCAUGGCAUCCACGAGGAAAUGCUUAAAGAUGAUGUCCGUACCCGAUCGUACCGCGAUGCUAUCUACCAGAACCGUCAUAUCUUCAAGGAUAAGGUUGUCCUCGACGUUGGAUGCGGUACUGGAAUUCUCAGCAUGUUUGCCGUCAAGGCCGGCGCCAAACACGUGAUUGGCGUUGACAUGUCCUCGAUCAUCGAAAAGGCCCGCGAGAUUGUCGCCGUCAACGGGAUGGCCGAUAAGAUUACCCUCCUCCAAGGAAAGAUGGAGGAAGUCGUUCUCCCCUACCCCAAGGUUGAUAUCAUUAUCUCGGAGUGGAUGGGAUACUUCCUUCUCUAUGAGUCCAUGUUGGACACCGUCCUCUACGCCCGUGACCGCUACCUCGUGCCCGGCGGCAAGAUCUUCCCCGACAAGGCCACCAUGUACCUGGCUGCAAUUGAGGAUGGCGAAUACAAGGACGACAAGAUUGGAUUCUGGGACAACGUUUACGGCUUCAACUACAGCCCCAUGAAGGAAAUUGCUCUCACUGAGCCCCUGGUCGACACCGUGGAGAUGAAGGCCUUGGUUACUGACCCCUGCCCCAUCAUCACCCUCGAUCUCUACACCGUCACCACCGCCGACUUGGCCUUCAAGGUCCCCUUCUCUCUGCCUGCCAAGCGCAGCGACUUCAUUCACGCCGUGAUUGCCUGGUUUGAUAUCGAGUUCGGUGCCUGCCACAAGCCUAUCCUCUUCUCCACCGGCCCUCACGCCAAGUACACGCACUGGAAGCAGACCGUUUUCUACUUGCGUGAUGUGCUGACCGUCGAGGAGGAGGAGACCGUGACUGGUGUUCUGGAGAACAAGCCGAACGACAAGAACAAGCGUGAUCUUGAUAUCACCAUUGAUUACAAGUUCGAGACCACCGAUCCGGUGCGGUACUCGGAGGGCAGCUGUUUCUACAGGAUGUGUUAAAUCAAUACAUUCGCUUCUGACCACUUGCGGUCUACGAUAUUCGAAUGUUGUGUCAUAGCCCCGUACGGAACUUCGUACCCGCAAAAAAUUUUACGCAUGGAUAGCAUAGCAUAUAUGAGGGUCCAUAAUAUGGGCAUUGGGAUAUUGUUGAAGUUCUGGUUCAAAAUCAUGGUCCGGUAUCUAUUUUGUUUUCGAUUUUUCAUUGUUGAGAUUUGCUUUUACGGCGUUGUUUUUGGAAGAAGGCAGGGGAACGGGCAUCAUUAUUCGGCGCGAUACGGAGAGAUGAUUUCCACAAGAGACGAUCAUGAAGCUCCUCGAAUUCCCCAAGUAGAUACCCCGAGUCGACGCUUAGUCUAGCUGCCUCCGAUCUCCUUAUCUUGUUAAGGUUCGAACUCUUUUGUGUUUUUUUCUCUUUCAUGGACCUUGAAGUUUAUAUCACAAUAUAGAGAAAUAUACCUUUUUUGUCUUAUCU
Aspergillus melleus is the source of this 1690-nucleotide messenger RNA. It is a transcript of the gene rmtA, whose product is annotated as protein-arginine omega-N methyltransferase HMT1. Gene Ontology annotation, molecular function: protein-arginine N-methyltransferase activity. Gene Ontology annotation, biological process: peptidyl-arginine methylation. Gene Ontology annotation, cellular component: nucleus. Bases 157 to 1218 code for a protein of 353 amino acids. Lineage: Eukaryota; Fungi; Ascomycota; Eurotiomycetes; Eurotiales; Aspergillaceae. The record is from RefSeq and is a predicted model, not a curated record. The transcript is spliced from 7 exons.